GUUCACAACAAAACAAUCGUGAGCUGUAAAAAAAAAAAACAACAACCGUGAGCUGAGCAAAAAGAUCAAAUCUUGGAGAUGGAGGGAGACCAUGAUGAUCAAGUGCCUGCCGGAGACGAGAAGUCAGCGUCGGAUCAACAGGUGGGUGGGGGAGAACCGGCUCCGGCUCCGGCUCGUCUGCCGUGGGAGGUUUCUGAUGACGAGGACAGCGUGGUGGAGAUAGGAUCCGACAUCGAUGCCAUGUGGUCCGAGGAUGAGGACCAUGUUGAUCCUGAACGAGAACGAAUCAUGAAGAACCAAGUCACCCGUGCUGGAACAGCGGGUCUGAAAUACUACAAUGAGAUGAAUGAGGGCUCAAACUUUGAGCUGGAUGAACCCAUCUUCAGCAAGUGUUUUCUGUUUCCCGGUACCCUUAUCGUUCACGCCAUCUUUACUGCCAAGUCUGUCAAUGUAAUUGAUGGUUCGUCCUCCGCCGCCGGGCAAUACAACCCUUCUGACAUUCGAUUGUUUUUCGCUGAGACUGAGUCAGUCUACCAGGAAGGUUAUAGUGUUCUUUGCUGUGUUCCCAUUGACUUCUCUAGAACAGACAAUGGCAAGGGCUGUGUUUACUGCCCGUGGAGACUAGGAGGGAAAUUGCGUUUCCACCACCCUCCUAAGGGAGUUUGCAAGUUUGGCGAAAGUGAGAAGAAGGACCAUAAAAGAUUUGAAUAUGAUGAGUGGACCUCAACCUCGGAAGAGGAAGAGUAAGCAGAAGAGUAGCCAAAGUCCCAGCCACUCCUAAUUAGUGAUUCGUUCUCUCUGAAUGUGAAAUGUCAAACGUGGGUUGUCGUAGUUUCAUGCCCAUGCCUGAAGAAUUGGAUUGCUAGGUAUGUAUUGGUUUGAUGUUAUAAGUUAAGCACUAGUGUCUAGUAGGUUAGUAGUUGUUGUAGUUGCAGUAGUAGCAUAAGUAAUAGUGUCUAUGGCAUAAGCGAUACUCUUUUUACAUAAUUAGUAAGUAGCUAGUUAUUAUGAGAUUUUCUACUAUACUCUUUUUGUGUUUAUAUGGAGAUUCCCUUUCUCGGCUCUCUACAAAUCCCGUUGCAUGCAACCUACGAUGAAGCGUUGAUGUGAAGGGAGGCGAGUAGGGCGACCAACAUCAUAAUUCAUAACCAUGGCGAGCACGAGAAACCACGACGAAGGACACAACACCGACGAGCCAAAAAAAAAAAGGAUUAUGUGGAGAUUCCCUUUCUCGGCUCUCUACUUCCCGUUUUUAACCGAUUUCAUCAGAUUUCUCAUGAAAAAUUCUACUCGUUCAAGUAAGAAGCAGUUUUGGGAACUCACUAGAAUAGGAAAGAGAGAGAAAACAUUCUGGGGUUUGUUCCGAGUAUUUUGCUAAUCCAAAAACGGAUUUCUUGUUAGUUGUAACUCCAAAACCAUAAUAUGGGACGUACAAAUUACUUUGAAAAGAUGGUGUAACAUGAGUAAACCCGCAGAAAGACACCAAAAUAUUUGGACAACUCGAUGACCUAGCUAUUGUAGAAGUAGUAUCUUUGAUGAACAACAAAUCUACAAUCUUAAAAAGUAAACACGAAGAAUAAAAAAGAUGAUGGAUUAUAAAGUUUAAUUAAAUUCUAUGUUUAUUGGCAUCAUAGAUACAUCAAUGAGAUGAUCUUAAUCACAAGGAUGUUGAUAUACAUCAAUGAGAUGGGCCCAUGGGAAAUGCAAUGAAAGGCCCAAUUAGAUACAUAUAGUCAUUGGCUUUAAGACAAUAACUCAAGUUAUUAAGAUAAGAAUUAUAUUGUUUACAUUACUUGUGUUCCGUCACAAGUGUAGUGAAGCUGCUGGCAGAGAUCAACAACAACAACCACUACCACACCGACAACAUCUCCUCAUCGGCCAUGGAUGCAGGCGUUGGCACUGUCCGAAUAUCGAUAACCGUGAUCAGAAAUGAGAGUUGGGGUGGUCCGUCGGUGAACUGAAUUCAGUGUGUGAUGGAUGAAGUAAAACAUCGAGCAUCGACAUUUUGCUCGUGCUUGCUGGAUUUUGCUUCCUUAUCCUGAAUGAAUGCAAUGUGUUGGUUAGUUAUGUUCUAGAGAUAUGAUUACAUUGAAUUUCAAGUUAAAAGAACAAACUAGAAUCAAACCGGAUGAUCGAAUUGAACACGAUCACAUGUGUUCUUCUAAGUUCUAACCAAUUAUGUUUGUCAUGGAACAAAGGAUGAUCAGAUCAAAUCAAAUGUACUUUUCAUA
Molecule: messenger RNA, 2231 nt
Organism: Linum trigynum
Lineage: Eukaryota; Viridiplantae; Streptophyta; Magnoliopsida; Malpighiales; Linaceae
Source: the annotation of a GenBank genome assembly